CCUAAAGGACAUCCCCAGGCCCUUUUAUUUUUGAGACAGAAUAUUAAGUUGCUCAGGCUGACUUCAACCUUUCCAUCCUCUGCCUCGCCUUCCUAAGUACAUGCAUAGAACUACAGACAUGUGCCAAAACUCCUGCCCAUACCAUUUUGUGUUAAUAAAUAAUUGUUUGAGCCAAAUAGCUUUUAUAGACCGAAAAAUAUGCACUGCAUUCAACAAAGCUCUGAAGCCCAUUUCAGCCAAAAGAACGUUCACAACUCAAAAAGACCAGAUGAGGCCCAACCUAAGUUGUUCAACUUUAGGAAAUGAUCCUUGCUAUUUCCUGUGAGAUGGACUCAUUCUUCUUGAACCUCUAAGGCCACCUCACACUGUACCUCCCUAGCAUAGCAUAGGCCCUAGUUGGACACAAAAUUGGACUUGGAAUUUGGAAGAAAGGGCAGGGUCUAUGCACGGGUCAGGCGUCCUUAAGCCUUGGCAACCCAAGCAGGUAGGGUAGUUGCCCCCGAAGUGACCCCACCUUGCCUACCAAUUGAGACACUUUGUUACCAGACCUGGCGCCAGCUAGAGGCUGGUUUGCUUCCCGCUCAUUGGCCAGAGAAGCUCCUCAGAGAAGUCCUUGUUACUACAGGCGAGAAUGAGAGCCCAUUGGCCAGGACACUUCACAAUGCCCAAACGGCCUUCAGGGUUCUUCGGAUUGGUUCGCUGUCUUGUCUCGGCGACCCUAUGGCCUGGAACCCUGGCAGGCUGCUUGGUGCCAGGAACAAGCGCUCCCCUCAGACGCCAGCUCCCCAUUGGCUGUCCUGGCACCGCCCUCCCAACCAGGAGCUAAGAGCAAAGCCUCAGAGUGCGCUCCCUGCGGCCAGACCUAGUACCUUGUGAGACCGAGGAGCUCGGCCUGUCUCCCUGGCCUCGAAGUUGAAGGCCUGCUAUAGAGGACGCUGUGCUCCCUGGGGACCUGCUCUGUCUCCCAGCGCGGGGCCUUCCCCUCAGAGCUCCGCAUCCCCAACCUGGAAACCAACCCCGAAGGCUUCAUAUCCUGAUUGAGAUCCUAAUUGGGAAGUGGUGGAACCGAGGGUGAAACCCCAGAGGGACGAUGUUCUACUAUCCCAACGUGCUUCAGCGCCACACUGGCUGCUUUGCCACUAUCUGGCUGGCAGCUACGCGCGGCAGCCGGUUGGUGAAGCGUGAGUACCUUAAGGUGAACGUAGUGAAGACCUGCGAGGAAAUCCUCAAUUACGUGCUGGUGCGAGUGCAGCCUCCGAUGCCGGGCCUGCCGCGGCCGCGUUUCUCCCUCUAUCUCUCUGCGCAGCUCCAGAUAGGUGUGAUCCGAGUCUACUCUCAGCAAUGCCAGUACCUCAUUGAGGACAUCCAGCACAUCCUGGAGCGCCUGCACCGUGCCCAACUACAGAUCCGCAUUGAUAUGGUGGAGGCUGACCUACCCAGUCUGCUGCUUCCCAACCACCUGGCCUUGAUGGAGACCCUAGAAGAUGCUCCAGACCCCUUUUUUGGGAUGAUGUCUGUGGAUCCCAGACUUCCCAGCCCCUUCGAUAUCCCUCAGAUUCGACAUCUUUUAGAGGCUGCAACUCCAGAGAGAGUUGGUGAGAAGACCCCUCCUGAAGUCUCUACAGAGCCCAGGAAGCCAGACAGGAUCUUGGUUACUGUGCUGUCUCCUGAGGCCAUCACCCUCCAGGAGGCAGAGCCCAUACGUAUGCUGCAGAUCGAGGGUGAACAGGAUCUCCCGGAGGUCAGCCGCCGAGACUUGGACCUGCUGAUUGCAGAGGAGGAUGAAGCUAUCUUGUUAGAUGCAUCCCAGGAAGGCAGGCCUAGGAAGCGAAGGGCUCGUCUGGCUCUGGACGAAUCCAAGGAAGAACCCCGUGUCAUGGAGGGUGACACUGUAGUUUCCGUGCUUUCGCCUCCAGCUCCUGCACAGGUAGAAGGGAUAGGAGAGCCACUUCCAGGCCAGGUCCCAGGACCUGAGGAACUUAAGCUGACAGGCUGGGAGCCUGGGCCCCUGAUCACUGAGGUGACCCCUCCACAGGAGCUGCGCCUGCCGGCCCCACCCAGCCCAGAGCAGAGGAGGCCCCCACCUCCUGGGAGCCCUCCUAUUCGCCGACGCCGACGCCAGUUACUGUUCUGGGACAAGGAGACACAGAUCUCACGGGAGAAAUUCCAGGAACAGCUGCAAACCAGGGCCCACUGCUGGGAAUGUCCAAUGGUGCAACCUCCAGAGAGGACCAUCGCAAGCCCAGCAGAACUGUUCCGAACUCCAACUCUCUUCCCCUUAUCCUCAGCUGGCUGGCUACCCCCAGAACUACUAGCUUUCUGGACCCGCUGUGCCCAGGUACCCCCAAAAGUGCUCAGGCGAAGGCCAACCCUGGAAGCUGAAGAGGAGGCUGAAAGGGAGGCAGCAGCAGAGGAGGAAAGAAGAAGGGCUGAAACAUUGAGUGAGAUCGAGGUCCUAAGGGAGGCCCAGGAGCCCAGUGGUCCCCUCAUGCUAUCUUCAGAACUCUCCCUAGAAGCAGCAGAAGAGGAAAAGUCCCGCAUCAGCCUUGCCCUGCCAGAAGAACGGUGGGCCUGGACUGAGGCAGAGCAGCCAGAGCCCCCUGCAUUGCCAGUGGUGCCCGAGCUCCCAGAGGUGCCUGUGGAGAUACCUUUGGAACUGCCCCCAGAGCCUGAGUUGCUCUCACUGGAGGCAGUGCACAGGGCAGUGGCAUUGGAGCUACAGGCCAACAGGGAGCCAGACUUCAAUAGCCUAGUGUCACCUCUCAGCCCCCGCCGGAUAGCCUCCCGGGUCUUCUACCUACUCCUGGUGCUCUCAGCACAGCAGAUCCUUCUUGUGGAACAAGAGAAGCCAUACGGGCGCCUUCUGAUUCAUGCAGGACCCAGAUUUCACUAAGGGUAGAGCCCAUUUAUAAGCCUUCAUUAAACAAUGCCCUGCCUCA
Molecule: messenger RNA, 2939 nt
Organism: Ictidomys tridecemlineatus (thirteen-lined ground squirrel)
Lineage: Eukaryota; Metazoa; Chordata; Mammalia; Rodentia; Sciuridae
Source: RefSeq, a predicted model, not a curated record